This is a messenger RNA of Trametes versicolor FP-101664 SS1, 1971 nucleotides long. Its product is annotated as UPF0103-domain-containing protein. The coding region runs from base 149 to 1126 and encodes 325 amino acids. The record is from RefSeq and is a predicted model, not a curated record. NCBI's taxonomy places the organism in Eukaryota, Fungi, Basidiomycota, Agaricomycetes, Polyporales, Polyporaceae. The transcript has 11 exons.
GCCUUCGACACCCAUCGAAUACAUUCAGCUUCUCGGAUUCUCGAGUACUGGAGCCAGCGACUCAGUUGUGCCUCUAGGUCCGCUACGCCUCUUGCUUUCUGAUUUCGGCGCACGCGGUUCCUCUAGCUACUAUACCGCACUUGUCGUGAUGGCUUCCAGAAACGCAACCCACGCCGAUUCGUGGUACUCCGGAGAUGCGAGUCAGCUGGAUCGCGAGCUAUCAGGCUGGCUCGAAGGCGUUAGUCCCUCCGCGGAAGAUGAAUUCAGUCCACCGGUCUCUGGGACGAAGGCUGUUAUUGCGCCUCAUGCAGGGUAUGCUUACUCUGGGCGCACUGCCGCAUGGGCGUAUAAGAGCAUCGAUACCACUGGAAUUAAACGCGUCUUCGUCCUCGGCCCUUCGCACCAUGUUUACGUCGAUGGGUGCGCCCUCACGCGAUGCACGCAGUACGAGACCCCAUUAGGCGUGCUUCCAAUAGACGUAGAAACAACCCGGGAACUGAAGAACACUGGGCAAUUUACCGAGAUGGAUCAGCAAACCGACGAGGACGAACACAGUAUCGAGAUGCAUCUCCCUUACGUCCGGAAAGUCUUCGAGGGGAAAGACAUCUCCAUCGUCCCCGUCCUUGUAGGGGCCAUCAACUACGGCAAGGAGGUUACGUACGGGAAACUGCUGGCACCCUACCUCGCUAGGGAGGACACGUUCUUUGUCGUCUCCAGUGACUUUUGCCACUGGGGCCUUCGGUUCCAGUAUACGUUCUACUACCCAAAGCCACCCCCGAGCUCUGUCUCUCCAGUCCGGCUGUCUCGCGCGGACUCACACACCUCGGUGAAAGAGAACCCCAUUCACGAGUCUAUAUCCGCUUUGGACCAUGAAGCAAUGGAGAUCCUCACCAUGCCGCCCUGCACGGCCGCCCAGGCGCACCACGACUUCGCGGACUAUCUCGCACGGACGAAGAACACGAUCUGCGGGCGCCAUCCGAUCGGUGUCCUGCUUGGGGCGCUCACCGUCCUGGAGAAGGAAGGAAAGGUGCCGAAGCUCAAGUGGGUGCGGUACGAGCAGAGCAGCGCGUGCGUGGCGAUCAAGGACUCCAGCGUCAGCUACGCUAGCGCCUUCGUGAAGUUCUGAGCAUACCGUGGCCGGUAGACGAUCAAUCACGAUGUAUCAAGAAGCUUGUAUUCCGAUGUAUAGUACAACUGAGGCAGGAAUCCUCUAUGGAGCAAUAUCACCCAACAGUCUACGUUUCUAGAAGCGUGCCGAGAGUUUAGCUGAGCAGAUCCGCUUGAAGCCCAACUGGCUCGUCCUUCUCGUGCUCAGUUCCGGGCUGUCCGGAAUCGUUGAUGACCUUUCCGUCGCGUAUGAUGGCGUUCUCGAAGCCCCAUUCCCUCUGGACUCCCUCUUUCAGAUGAGAACCAUCCGCCAAUCGCUUCACGUCCCAGCCGCCCAGGACCUCCGUCUCCCCAGGCUUCCGCGCCAGCUCCGUAACGGUGCAGCAGCCCACUUUCAGCGGCAUCUCGCGGUCCGCGAGGAGCUCCCUGGUGAGCGCGAUGACCGUCGCGGCGUGGCUGACCAGCAGCACUCGCUUGUGCUGCCCGCCGAACUUGCGUUCGAUGUGCGGGACGAGGGCGCGCAUGAGCCCGCUCGCGCGGUCGUGCACCGCGUCGAGAUCUUCGCCUUUCCUGGACACGUAGUAGAUGGACUGCCACCAGUCGUCGAUUUCGGGGAAGUAUCCACGGAGCUCGGUGGCGGAGGAGGGCCGGGGAUGAAGGCCGGUGUCGGGCGCAACGGGAGAGUACCACUCCGCUAGCCCGUGUUCCACAUAGAGAGGCAGCUGCAGCUUCUGCGCGCUGGGCACUGCAGUUUGCAAGCAGCGAUAAUACGGUGAUGACAGGAUGAUGGUCGGACGUUCAUGCUCGGGCAAGGACAGAAAGUAGUCCGCCAGCUCCUCGGCCUGAGUCAAUCCAAAGGGCGCG